UUUCCUUAACCAACAGCAACAACACACGAAGACGCACAUGUAUGCAGACAUUAUAUAUAUGCAUCACAUGAUCAUCCCCAUAAAAUAAAUAUACAACAACACAUUCCAAUCACAAAGCCAGCCAUUGCAACAUUUGAUAAUUCUUUUGAAGUCCCAGAAAAUGCAAGCAACCUCCCUAUGCUCCCAUAUGUUUCUAUCAUACCCUCUUCCAGCCAAUUUGUUGCAGCGUAGUGCACCACACAAGUUGUUCAGUGAUGGCACCACCACUCGUAGGAGUUUAAUCUAUGCAUCAAAAAGAGACCCUUUUGGGCACCAUUAUGAUGGAAAUUUGGUGGAUGAGAACAUGAUCCUUCUUAGAAUGCGAAUUCGUGAGAUUGAGAUGGUGGAAAUGAAGGGUAAAGCUACUUCGGAUUGGAGCGUAUGGGAGAAGAAGUAUUUUGCUGAGAAUUAUGGUUCGGAUGUAUGUGAAGCAGUUGGAUUGUUGCAAAGAGUGUUAAUGAACACCAGACCUUCUUUUGCAUUGGGUAUGCUAGCUCUUGUCAUGCUAAGCAUGUCCAUGUCAACGUUGCAAGUUGGGUUUCAUUUAAUAGAAUUUGCCAAGGGAAUCAUAUGAUAUAUAUGAUCUGAAAGGCCUUUUGCAUGCAUUAAUCUAAGAUCCAUUCGAAACGAUCAAGCACAAAUUGGAAAAUUCACAUUGACAGCACAACUUCCGGUCAAAGCUGGGGCCAUGGAUUGCGGUCACAAAUAUUGUUUAUAUUUUUCUUAUUUUGUUGAAAAAAUGUUGUUCAUACUUAUCAUGUGUAAAAAUAACAAAAUUCUUUAUGUAGUAAAAAAAAUUUAAAUAGUAUUCUUUGAAAUUGAAAGUAA
Molecule: messenger RNA, 867 nt
Organism: Glycine soja
Lineage: Eukaryota; Viridiplantae; Streptophyta; Magnoliopsida; Fabales; Fabaceae
Exons: 1
Coding region: 161-613 (150 amino acids)
Source: RefSeq, a predicted model, not a curated record